UUUUUUUUUAAACCCCAGCUCUCCUGGAGAUCACUUUCUGAAGACCGAGGCAGUUCCAGAGCAAUAUCAGAUCUCAUUAGCUUUACAAAGACAAUGAUUCCAAAGACUACAAGAUAAUUGCCACUGGCUAAGCAAGAAGGCUCACGUGGAAGGGUGCAAGAACCAUCCUGCAGGCUGGCCCAUCUGUCAAAAUAUCUGGACACCCUGUUCCAAUAACAACUAAGGACUGAUUUGCACAUAGGGAACGAGGGUAACAGCCACAAGCACCUGAAACACCACAGAAAGGAACUGAGGGAAAAGGAAAGUGGUGUCACCAUGGAGAAGGACAGCAUGACCCUAGCUGAUCAACAAUAUGAAUGUGUAGCUGAGAUUGGUGAAGGAGCCUACGGGAAGGUGUUCAAGGCCCGGGAUCUGAAAAAUGGUGGACGUUUUGUAGCACUGAAGAGGGUGCGGGUGCAGACAAGCGAAGAGGGGAUGCCACUUUCCACCAUACGUGAGGUGGCUGUAUUGAAGCAUCUGGAAACAUUUGAGCAUCCCAACGUGGUCAGGUUGUUUGAUGUAUGCACAGCAUCCCGAACAGACCGAGAGACGAAACUAACACUGGUGUUUGAACAUGUUGAUCAAGACUUGACCACUUAUUUGAAUAAAGUUCCAGAGCCUGGUGUGCCUAGCGAAACUAUAAAGGACAUGAUGUUUCAACUCCUACGAGGGCUUGAUUUUCUGCAUUCGCACAGAGUGGUCCACCGUGAUCUGAAACCGCAAAACAUUCUAGUCACCAGCAGUGGGCAGAUAAAAUUAGCUGACUUUGGCCUUGCAAGGAUCUACAGUUUUCAAAUGGCUCUUACAUCUGUGGUUGUCACUCUAUGGUACAGAGCUCCUGAAGUUUUGCUUCAAUCCAGUUAUGCAACGCCAGUCGAUCUUUGGAGCGUUGGCUGCAUAUUUGCAGAAAUGUUCCGUCGAAAGGCACUUUUUCGUGGAAACUCGGAUGUUGAUCAGCUAGGAAAAAUCUUUGAUGCAAUUGGGCUUCCCAAAGAAGAGGACUGGCCUAGCGACGUUGCCCUCCCAAGGAAUGCUUUUCCUGCUAGAGAUCCGCAGCCCAUUGAGCUUUUCGUAACGGAUAUUGAUGAACUAGGCAAAGACUUGCUGCUUAAAUGUUUGGCAUUCAACCCCACAAAGAGAAUAUCAGCUUACAAUGCCUUAUCUCACCCUUAUUUUCAUGAUCUGGAAAAAUGCAAGGAGAAUACAGACUCUGAUUUGUCAUCCCUUCAAAACUCCACUGAGAUGACUACACCAUAAGGCUGCUUGAGGUCCAACUUAACUGAUGAACAAAAUGUAGAUGAUAAGCUCACCGUUGAGGGUAAA
Lacerta agilis (Sand lizard) is the source of this 1362-nucleotide messenger RNA. It is a transcript of the gene CDK6, whose product is annotated as cyclin dependent kinase 6. The transcript is spliced from 8 exons. Gene Ontology annotation, cellular component: nucleus; cyclin-dependent protein kinase holoenzyme complex; cytoplasm. Gene Ontology annotation, molecular function: cyclin-dependent protein serine/threonine kinase activity; cyclin binding; ATP binding. The record is from RefSeq and is a predicted model, not a curated record. The coding region runs from base 316 to 1296 and encodes 326 amino acids. NCBI's taxonomy places the organism in Eukaryota, Metazoa, Chordata, Lepidosauria, Squamata, Lacertidae. Gene Ontology annotation, biological process: protein phosphorylation; signal transduction; G1/S transition of mitotic cell cycle.